Molecule: messenger RNA, 1347 nt
Organism: Aspergillus mulundensis
Lineage: Eukaryota; Fungi; Ascomycota; Eurotiomycetes; Eurotiales; Aspergillaceae
Product: putative UDP-galactose transporter
Exons: 4
Coding region: 1-1347 (448 amino acids)
Biological process (GO): pyrimidine nucleotide-sugar transmembrane transport
Cellular component (GO): Golgi membrane
Molecular function (GO): UDP-galactose transmembrane transporter activity
Source: RefSeq, a predicted model, not a curated record
AUGGGCGACCAGCGACGGUCGUCAGGGCCGGGGGCGGCUUGGAAGCAUGGGUCUUGGAUGCUGUUGACAGUACAAUAUACCACCUUCGUCCUGCUAGUACACUACUCCCGAAUGAUGCCUCCCACUGGUGGCAAGCGAUAUCUCACAUCGACCGCCGUCUUCUUCAACGAGGUCGUGAAGCUCGCCAUCUCCCUAACGUUGGCACUAUACGAAGUCUCCAAAUCCGCUCCGCCAUCGGUGCCCGCGACGUCCCUCCUCUCUACUCUCGCAGCGAAUAUUUUCUCUGGCGACAGCUGGAAACUAGCUAUCCCGGCCGCUCUUUAUACGAUGGCGAACUCGCUGCAAUAUAUUGCGCUCUCGAAUUUACCGGCGGCGACAUUCCAGACCUCAUACCAGCUGAAGAUAGUCGUGAGCUCUGUGUUUGGGUUCAUACUGCUGCAGAGGAGUGUUCCCCUGCGGAAAUGGGGCUUAAUCCUCCUGCUCGUUGCGGGCGUUGCAAUUGUCAAUUUGCCUGUUACCAACUCGGAUGAGCUCUCGCUCGACGGUGCAGCGACUCAUAUGGACUUCCCUCGGUCAUUGGAGGAGUGGAAGUCGGCUAAGUUGCAGGGUCAGGGCUUGCACAAGCGCUCUGCUACGUACGAGGGCAUUGAGGAGGAUAUCCUGACUGCAACACCAUCUAUGGACCGAAUUGUUGGCAUCCUUGCUACCCUUGGUUCUUGUGCUGCCUCCGGUAUCUCAGGAGUGUAUUUUGAGAAAGUGAUACGAGAUAGUGCGAAAUCCACGUCGCUUUGGGUGCGCAACGUGCAGAUCGCGGUCUACUCUAUCUUUCCAGCCCUGUUCAUUGGUGUGGUUUUCUUGGAUGGUGAGAAGAUCGCCAAUGGUGGGGUGUUUGACGGAUACAACUGGGUAGUUUGGGCCACUGUCGUGGUGCAAGCCCUCGGAGGGAUUGCUGCACCUUUUUUUGCUGGACCGGGCUUUGCGGAUGCUAGGAAUGUCGCCUCGGCCACCACGAUUAUUCUGACAUCCUUGGGUAGCGUGUGGCUAUUUGACUUUGAGCCAACUCUGACUUAUCUCCUUGGCACUUUCGCAGUCCUAGUUGCUACCUAUCUCUGUGAGCUUCCAAGCUCAGACCCCAAGCUUCGCCCACCGCCGAUUCGGGUCGGACGCUACGAGAAGGAAAGUAAGAGUGACCAGCCUUCGCCUGCUUCUUCGUCUCCCAAGGAGAUCUCCAUCAAGCUUCCAACCACGCCCUUUUUGUCCGAUGCGGGAAUCUCAACGUCCCGACCUACGUCGCCCGGCGUCACCAGGUCCGGCGCCUCGAGGUCUUCAAGCGGCGGGUACUUUUAA